Molecule: messenger RNA, 888 nt
Organism: Arachis duranensis
Lineage: Eukaryota; Viridiplantae; Streptophyta; Magnoliopsida; Fabales; Fabaceae
Exons: 9
Coding region: 1-888 (295 amino acids)
Source: RefSeq, a predicted model, not a curated record
AUGGUUUUGCUCGACGAAAAUGGAGGAAAAAUACACGCCUCGAUUAAGAGGGCUCUUGUGUCUCGAUUUGUGAAUUUGCUGAAGGAAGGAAUAUCUUACCAAAUAAGAUAUUUUGGUGUUGGACUCAAUGAGGAUAACUUUAAGACUACACAUCAUGAAUUUAAUUUUGUGAAUUUUGACACUCUUAAUGCUCCUGGGUACGAUUACACCUACUUAGUAGAUGUUAUUAGAUAUCUUGCUGGAAUUGGGAGUGAGAGGACUCUUGAAAAGGAUGACAAAUUUACCAAGUACACUAUUAUUGAAUUAGAGAUUAAUAAUGGAAAAAUAAUGGAGUGUGCACUUUUUGACAACUAUGCACAUGAAUUAAAUGAUUUUUUGGGAUCCGGCAAUAAAGAUGGAGCUGUUGUCGUCUUAGAAUUUGUUAGACUGAAGUUAUAUAACGGAAAAAUUGUUUUACAGAAUUUCAUGUAUGGUACAAAGAUGUUCUUCAAUCUUGAAGAAGCAAAUAAAGGAGAUCUAUCGGAUACACCUACACUUUUGCUCAACCUAAUUGAUAAGACCUUCCUCUUCAUCAUUGAAGUUCAAAUAUCUGAUAAUCCAGAUUUUUCACCUUCUUAUAAAGUUAAGAUGACUGAUAAUGUGGACCUCAUAAAUAAAUUCGAAAAGGCUCAUCCUAUUCAAUUUGUGAGUACAGUUAUAAGUGAUGUUGACUAUACCGGUGGUUUGCUUAGCUUCCAACUUCAAAGGCAUCCUCAAUCAUUGAAGGGAAAAAAUCAAGAUGAAGGUGAAACGAAGAGAUUUACUAAUUGGAUACUUGAUGUUAGAAAUGGAAAUAUUGGUUCUGUUGUUGACGAUGAAUCAGAAAUUGAAAUUUCAGAUAAUCUAUAG